Molecule: messenger RNA, 1871 nt
Organism: Alternaria alternata
Lineage: Eukaryota; Fungi; Ascomycota; Dothideomycetes; Pleosporales; Pleosporaceae
Product: pre-mRNA-splicing factor prp46
Exons: 3
Coding region: 164-1663 (499 amino acids)
Biological process (GO): mRNA splicing, via spliceosome
Cellular component (GO): catalytic step 2 spliceosome; Prp19 complex; precatalytic spliceosome
Molecular function (GO): protein binding
Source: RefSeq, a predicted model, not a curated record
AGAUAAGAUAUCCCUCGGUGUUAGCUCGGCUGGGUGAGGCAGGCGCGCUAGUGAAACUUCCGUCGUCAAUGUUCGCGAUGGAGAGUCGACGACCAGCUGUUGGCCUCUGGUAUCACCCAACACAUCAACACUAAACCUCCCACCUCCACAUCACGUCGUCAUCAUGGCCGAGACCGCAGCUUCGCGACCUCAAAGCACGGCGGAGCAGCUUAUUAGAACCUCUUCGAAGCGCACACGAGAGAUAUUUGCCGCCGACUUUGCGUCUCCCGCCGCACUAGAUCACGCCUCUAAUGGCAGUUUUUCGAUCCACCCGACAACACCAGCACCCUUAGCCGCCGCAGAUCAGGCCAGCGUCGCAUCGCGCAUUCGCAACGAAUAUGAGCAUGUACGCGAGCUCCCACCUGCACUGGCCGCGAAAAUGGCUAGCGCAGCAUCCACGGCGGCCGAACGACGUAAGAAGAUCAAGGCGCAGAAUGCCGAAGAGAAGGCAUCGGACCCUAAGAUGCAGAGGAUGAUUGAUGGUGUCGCAGAGAAGGCGGACAAAGCACGCGACGCGCAGUCGAUGCAGUUGGCAGUGAGGGCCGGAGGAAAGGGCGCCGCGCCAAAUGCCCAAGGACCUACGCCAAAUAGAGAUCAGACGUCCAGCGCGCUGGUGAGGAAGGACGUGGUUCGUCAAGCGAAGCCUGACUGGCAUGCGCCCUGGAAGGUCAAGACGGUCAUUAGCGGACAUAUGGGAUGGGUGCGAUCAGUGGCAAUGGAGCCUGGAAACCAAUGGUUCGCUACGGGUGCCGCAGACAGGACGAUUAAACUUUGGGAUCUGGCUAGUGGUCAACUGAAGAUUACAUUGACAGGACACAUUUCGGCAGUUAGAGGGCUCGCAGUGAGCCCAAGACACCCAUACCUUUUCUCUUGCGGAGAAGACAAGAUGGUCAAGUGCUGGGAUCUCGAGACCAACAAGGUCAUCAGACAUUACCACGGCCACUUGAGCGGAGUCUACUCGCUUUCGCUCCAUCCGACCGUAGAUGUGCUCUGCACAGGAGGACGAGACGGUGUAGUCCGCGUUUGGGACAUGCGAUCGCGCAGCAACAUCCACGUCCUCGGAGGCCACAAGGGAACCAUUUCCUCAAUCCAAUGCCAAGAAGCCGAACCUCAGGUUAUCUCCGGAAGCAUGGAUAGCACAAUACGACUCUGGGAUCUUGUCGCAGGAAAGACGCGUACGGUACUUACCCACCACAAAAAGUCUGUUCGCUCUCUUGCCACACAUCCAACAGAAUUCACAUUUGCCUCUGGAUCUGCGCAAUCGGCGAAGCAAUGGCUGUGUCCGGAAGGCAACUUUAUGCAGAACUUCUCGCCCGUCAACAGCAUCAUCAACACACUCUCUGUCAACGAGGACAACAUCAUGUUUGCUGGUAGCGACAAUGGUGAAGCCUCAUUCUACGACUGGAAGACAGGUCACCGCUUCCAGCACACAGAAAGCAUCGCACAACCGGGUUCUCUUGAAGCGGAAGCGGGUGUCAUGUGUUCGACGUUUGACAAGACUGGUCUGCGUCUCAUCACUGGAGAGUCGGACAAGUCAAUCAAGAUUUGGAAGCAGGACGAGAACGCUACUGAAGAGACACAUCCACUCGACUGGAAGCCGACACUCGGACGGCGAAAGUUCUAGAGUAGGUUGCCUUGAAGAGACGAAGCAGCUUGUGCAUAGUGUUUGGAGUUGGAUUGGCGUCAAGAAUGUAACAUUAUUGGGAUCAUGGCAUUGUUUGCAUAGGAGGUUAUACCAAGCACGGAGAGCGCAAUCAUUUCCACGGUCAUCGAUAGCGCAUAUAAAGACUCAGCAUGAUACAGAUAGUUCAACAAGUAACUUUCACCUCAGG